AUGGCUCCCCUCUCCCUCGGCUACAACGACAAGCACCCCUUCACCCAGGUCCCCCUCACGGACCGCGCCUCUGUCCAGGACCUCCUCCGCACGCUGCUCGACCCCCUCGAGCCCUUCUUCUCCCCGCAAAAGGCCCGCGUCAAGUGCCCCGGCGCCACGGCCGUCCGCUUCGACCAGACCGCGUCCGAGAUCGAGGGCCUCUGCCGUCCUCUCUGGGGGCUGGCUUGUCUCCUGGCGGGUGGUGGCCAGUAUCGCGGCACCGAGUGGUGGAUUCAGGGCAUCAGGGCCGGCACGGAUCCGGAGAGCCCCGAGUAUUGGGGGUAUCCUCGCGACAAUGACCAGCGGAUGGUGGAAAUGUGUCCCCUGGGCUACGCACUUGCAGUAGCACCAGAGAUAUGGAAGGGUCUCUCGGAAAAGGAGCGCGUCAACGUCGAGAACUGGCUUGGAAACUCCAUCAACGAGAAAAACAUGCCCAACACCAACUGGCUCUGGUUCCGCGUCUUCGCCAACCUCGGCCUCAAGCAAAACGGGGCGAAGUUCUCCCAGGAGCGGCUGGACAGCGACAUUGAGCACCUCAACACCUUUUAUCGAGGAGAAGGCUGGUCCAACGACGGCCCCGAGGGCAUCCAUCAAAUGGACUACUACUCCUCCAGCUUCGCCAUCCACUUCCUUCAGCUGCUCUACGCCAAACUCGCAGGCGAAGCAGAUGCCGCCCGCGCAAAGGAGUUCAAGCAGCGUGCUCAGAUCGCCGCCCUCGACCUCAUCCACUACCACGACGAGAUUGGCCGAGCCAUCCCCUUUGGCCGCAGUCUAGUUUACCGCUUCGCCAUGGUGGCUUUCUGGGGCGCCCUGGCCUACGCGGACGUGGACCUGCCCGCUCCCCUGACGUGGGGAAUGGUCAAGGGAGUCGUUCUCCGCAACUUUAGGUGGUGGCAGACGCAGAAUGACAUCUGGACGUCGAGCGGGACGCUGUCCCUCGGGUUUUGCUACCCGACCAUGUAUAUUACCGAGAAUUACAACAGCCCCGGAAGUCCUUAUUGGGCUUGCUUAGCCUUCAUCUGUCUGGCGGUUCCCGAGCAGCACCCGUUCUGGACGUCCAAGGAGGAGCCCAUCAGCCCCCAGAUCCCCAAGAUCAAAGCCAUACGGCAGCCAGGUCACAUUACAAGUUACCUCGGUGGACAUUGCAUGCUCCUUUCUUCGGGUCAAGCGUGUGGUUACCCCAUGAAGGCCACACACGCCAAGUACGGAGGCUUUGCCUACAGCAGCGCCUUUGGCUACUCCGUUCCAUCCGGGCUCUUCUCCCUGGAGCAGUAUGCCUUGGCAUCCCAGCUGGGACUCUCGGACGACGGCGGCGAGUAUUGGAAGACGAGGAGACUGUCUGAAUACGCCGCUGUCGAGGACCGAGAUGGCCAGCCAAUCCUGGUUUCGAUCUGGAAGCCCUUUGCUGAUGUCAAGAUCAAGACGCUGUUGAUCCCUCCCGUUGAGAGCACGCCAAACUGGCAUCUGCGGGUGCAUCAUAUCCAUGCUGGUCGCGAGGUCAUGACCGCGGACGGCUCCUUUGCCAUUCGCAACGUCAACUCCGAGAAUGGGAGAUACCUGGAGCUUUACGACGAGUCAAAGUGCGAGGGCACUAGCCCCAAGAUCAUUGGCAACUACGACACCAACACCCCAGCUGGCUGGGACACGGGACUCAAUGGUGCCUUUGUCGUCGCGCCAAAUACCGGAGCGGUGGGCAUCAAGGCUCUAGAACCUCAGGGACAGCGACAGGCCAUGCUCGUGAAUGCCGACCCCAACACAAACCUCAUGGAGAGUCGGACAACGAUACCGACCUUGCAGCACACGAUCCCGCAGGGUCAGGGGGUGUGGUAUGUGUCCGCCAUUUACGCCAAACCAGCUGGACCCGGCGUGCCCAAAGAGAGCUAUCUGGAUGGCUGGAAGAGCCCUCCUGCGAUCCCCAACUGGCUGCUUCAGGAGAUGGCAGCAGAUGGCGGGAUGUAA
Molecule: messenger RNA, 1998 nt
Organism: Trichoderma reesei QM6a
Lineage: Eukaryota; Fungi; Ascomycota; Sordariomycetes; Hypocreales; Hypocreaceae
Exons: 7
Coding region: 1-1998 (665 amino acids)
Source: RefSeq, a predicted model, not a curated record